UCCCUCUCACCGUGCCCUCUCACCGGCCGUCGCGCGGGCUGUCCUCUCAUUGGCGGACCGUUCGGACGGCGGUGCUGUCACCUCCUCGCGGCGCUGCUGCCCGGCUCCCUGCGCGCGAUUCUCGACAAGUUUGAACUUGUCGAGCUCUGUUGGCGAGCGUCCCCCGACGAGUCCGGACAUGUCGCGCUCCGACGCUCCCCGCCCCGUCCCCGUCAACACCGGCAGUGCGCUCAGACCGUUGUGGUGUCGUCAGUGUCGCGAGGACCUUCCCCGCUCCCGGUCGUCUGCUCGCUGCAUCUGUCGGUAUUAUGGCCCUCCCCCGCCUGGUCUGCCUUCUGGGCGCUCUGACCCUGCUGUCGCCCGGGUGCCUCAGCGAAUCCCCUUCAUCUACCUGUACGACUGCCGAUGUGUGGAGUGCUGUCCUCCGCGACUAUCUGUUCCUGUCGGAGAGCGGCAUUGAUCAGCGUGUGAGCGAAUGGAUGUCAUUCUGUGAUCGGCUUCCGGAGGGCACUAACCUGAGUGACACUUCCGGCCUCCUGGCUCUUUGGCGCGAGCACUCUGCGAUGUUGCCCCUGUCGGACUGCUCCUGCUAUGCAGCGGCCAGUAGUUCGUUAGAAGGCGACGAGAGCGUACCGCCCUCACUGUUCGUGGACUACCCGGUUCUCGGCGUCAUCCUGGCCGUGUUGGUGUACCUAUUGCGCCUCUACCAUGUCCGCGGAUCUGAGUCCGCUACCUUCUACGUGUCGGCGUUCGACCACCACCUUCAUCAACCCGGCGACGAUCGCCAUCGUGGGGCCGAGCUGCUGCGGCAAGACCACCCUGGCGCUGCGGAUGCUGGAGCAUGAGCGGGAAAUGUUUUCGUCCCCGUUUGAGCAUUAUUUCUGGUGCCUUCCGAAUGGGAGUGAACCGCCGAAAGAAAUCGCCAACCGGCCCGACUUCCAAAUUCACUAUGGCGUUCCCGAUGGGGCGACCCUACCCAUGCAUAGUAUCGUGUUUCUGGACGACCUACAGACCGAGCAGGGCAUUCUGACGCAGCUGCUUUAUACCGUUCACAGCCACCACAGAGCCUUAACGGUGGUCAGUCUGAACCAUAACCUGUUUCCUCGCAACCGCUACCAGCGCGAUCUGUCUCAGAGCACAAAGUACAUCAUCGCCUGCAACAACCCCCGCGACGCGGCCUCGUUCUUCCGCCUGGCUCUUCAGUUGGAGCCGAGACGUGCUCGGAGCCUGUACGAGUGCUACCUGGACGCGUGCAAGGAACCCUUCGGCUACCUGCUGUGCGAUCUGACUCAGCAGGCCCAUCCCGCGCUUCGUUACCGCACUCGUCUGUUCCCCUCCGACGGCGGUGUGUGCGUGUACAGCUCCGACGAAGACGUGCAGCGUUUGCUUCGUGAAAAUGACGGAUAUGAGCGAUUCUGUGAAGACAAACAUGCCCCUCAUGCAAGUAUUGGUGAAAGCCAACAGGGCUCGGAGGAAGCAACUGAUGAAGGGGUUGAACAAGUCCGAGGUGGACUGCCUAUGCGAGCUCGUUCUGAAUGCGGUGGCUGGUCCCGGUAAGGAGCAUCUCAGCCCGUCGUGCGUCCGUCACUGCCAGCGGCACAAGCGGCGUAUUCGCACUUUGGCGUUCAACCAUCGGCUCUCGUGGAAGAAGCGGCGAGACCUCCUGACCAACCAGUCUGGGGCCGGCUGGUUCAUCCCCCUCCUCUCCGCAGUCGUGUCCGGUCUGUUGUCGAGAUGAGUCACGCUCUCAGCAAACGCAUCAUUCUGUCCCCGCUCCAGCUCCAGCGGCUUCUCGGCCGCGAUCGUGAGCUGACGAGUCGCACGGAUGCGGCCCGCAUGGACGCCCUCGCCAAUGCCACCCGGGCGGCCUCGAAGAUUGGUGCCGCUCAAGCCUACGCUCAGUACCGCGCGACGCAGCAGAGGCACCUGAAUCAGGCGGCUCAGGAGCGCGAGGCUCCGCUAGAGCUCGUCGUAUCGGAUCCCGCCCCGCCCUCUGGCCAGUUCGUGGAGAACGAUCUCAUCAACUUCCUGGAAGACGACCUCCCCCCUCCUCCUCCGAAGCCGAAAUCCCCCAAGGCUCCGAAGACGCCGAAGACUCCGAAGACCCCGACGUCCGUGACGAAGCCGAGGCAGGCUCCGUCUCUGAAAACGUCGCGGCAGUGGAGAACGGCCCAUUCUCGCCUCCAGCGUCAACAGGGGUUCGAUGAGGAGGGCGAGCCCGUAGCCGGUCCCUCCUCGACGCCCAAGCGCACGCCCAAGCGCGCCCGCCUUGUCGUCGGCUCGAAAGCCAAGCCUCCUGCGUGGUCCCCGAUUCGGACUCGCGCCCGCUCUAAGAACCAAGCCUCGCCAUGGCUCCGGUACGGAAAGAGCCCCAAGCCGUAGUGCCCCAACACCUGGCUCGCCGCAUCCUGGACCGCAUGUGGACGUCCCCGGGCACCUCCUACGCGGCCUUUGCUGGGCAGCAUCUUCUUCGCCGUGCCGCCGCUGAGCCUAGCUCGAGGAAGACCAAGUUGGAGCCCGAAGACGUCCGACGCUACCUCACCCAGGAGCCUGCCUAUACCCAGCACGCGCCCCGCCGCGAGAGGUUUACGAAGCCGUUCUAUAAUAUGGUCAAGCUGUGGCAUCUGGUGGAGACCGAUCUCCUGGAGACGGGGCGCGUGGCCAACUUUAAUGAUGGAGUUCGUUAUUUACUGCUUGCUAUAGAGUGCACCUCACGUAAACUGUAUGUCAAACCGUUAAAGAAUAAAGAAGGGAAGACGUGCGCUGAGGCGUUCAGAGAAUUGUUGGAGAAUGAGUUCCCCAAAUACCCCGAUAUCGUGCGUUCCGACCGCGGGUCCGAGUACAAAGACAAGGGGUUCCAGAAAAUGUUGAAAGACCGCGGCAUUCGCCAUCUGUUUGCCAGCAACACGGAGAAAGCAGCGAUCUGUGAGCGGGCAGGGCAGACGCUUCAACGUCGCCUCCACCGUUACAUGACCCACAACAACACGUACUCCUUCCUCCCCGUGCUUCAAGAUAUGGUCAAGAGCAUCAACGACACGCCCCACAGCACCACCCUGGUGGCUCCGAACAAGUUCUCCGAGUCUGACGUGUACCCAGCCUGGGAGCGGAAUUAUCUGCGCCAUAUGCCCCACAUCCCGGACCCGCGUCCGUACCGCUUCGAGGUCGGCGAUCCGGUCCGAGUAUCUCUGCUCCGUCGGAGCAUGGACAAAGCCUACCGGGGCACGUUUUCCCCUCAAGUAUUUACGGUGAAAGCGCGGAGGAAGACGCGUCCGCACACCUACGAGUUGCGCAAUGCUGCGGGCGAGCCCGUCGAUGGUCUGUUUUUCGAGCAGGAGCUUAUCUUGGCCAAGGACCGCCCCGACCGCCGUUACAUGAUUGAGAAAGAACACGAUCGCCGGGUCAAUCCUCAAACGAAGAAAAAGGAGGUGCAGGUCUCCUGGGUUGGGUGGCCGCCCUCAGUUCGCGAUUGGAUCCCGGCGACGGCGCAAGUGACGACCGGCAAAGCGGUGCCGCCGCCUCCGCAACAUGGCAAGCGUGGACUAUAGCGGCGGCGUGCUGCCUUUGCCCGAUAGCCUGUACCUCCCCCUGAUCUCUGACAGUUCGGGCGAUGUGUUUCCGACGAACACGCUGACUCAUUUCCGCGUGCAGCUCGAGUCCCCUCUCUACCUCGGUGAUGGCGACUGGGUAUGCGGCCUGGCGGAAAUCAUCUGGCCUCCCAUGGAGGAGCCCCCAAAGAAGCGAAGGCGUCGAGAUGUCGCAUUCUCCCGCCCCUCCGCUGCCGGCCCGCCCUCGUCGAGGGGGCGAGUCUCCCUCAGGACGGUCAGUCCCGAGUCCCGGCGCACGAUCCCCGUCAAGCCGUCGCUAGGGGGACUCUUUGCUGCCGCCCCGCCUCGCCCGGAUGGUGUGCCUGUGUUGGCGGUGCGCCCGAAUUACGGACCGCGAUCGCCUCACGCCAGUCCCACGCGUUCGCCCGACGCCGGCGCUCCCUCGUUCGGUCCCUUCGAUGCUCCCGCACC
Thrips palmi is the source of this 4016-nucleotide messenger RNA. RefSeq lists its product as uncharacterized. Bases 2349 to 3545 code for a protein of 398 amino acids. The record is from RefSeq and is a predicted model, not a curated record. Gene Ontology annotation, molecular function: nucleic acid binding. The transcript is spliced from 2 exons. Gene Ontology annotation, biological process: DNA integration. NCBI's taxonomy places the organism in Eukaryota, Metazoa, Arthropoda, Insecta, Thysanoptera, Thripidae.